CAGCUUGUGCUGUUCCUGAAUUAAGCGGCGUUUAUGAUGACGUCGCAGGGCGCGAGGCGGUUCCGGCGGGCUCGCGCGGGUGGCGCGUGAGGAUGGAGCGUUGGACGGCGGUGCGCUUCGCCGCCUUCAGCAGGGCGCUCAGUCUGGCGCUACAGGCAGCUUUCAAUGCCGUCGUUCCAGACCAUGCAGCAGACGCUUUCAGCCCACCACGAACGGAGCAGCCUCUGCUCCUGGACCCUUUGGUGGAGAUGCUCUUCGGAGGCCUGUCCCACUGGGAUGCCGAGCAUUUCCUCUUCAUCGCCGAGCACGGCUACCUCUACGAGCACAACUUUGCCUUUUUCCCGCUGUUCCCUCUGUGCCUGCGAGCCGUGUCCAUCAGCCUCCUCUGGCCCCUGUGUGGUUGGCUCUCGAGGCACGGGCAGCUGCUUGUGUCAGCGGUACUGGUCAACAGUGUACUCUCUGUGCUGGCCGCAGUUGCGCUGUACUCGUUGAGUUGCCAUGUGUUGCAGGAGCGUCGUCUGGCCCUGCUCUCCAGCCUCCUCUUCUGUUUGACGCCAGCCAACGUCUUCCUGGCUGCUGGCUACUCCGAGAGCCUCUUUGCUGCACUUGUGUUUGGGGGCCUGUGGAUGUUGGAGGAGUCCCACUUGCCGGGGGCCAGUGUGGUCCUUGGCCUGGCCACUGCCGCUCGAGCAAAUGGCCUGGUCAACGCUGGCUUCCUGUUGUACCUGCCUCUGCAGCGCACACUUGCUCAGGCCUUGGUCGUCAGCAGUGGGGCCAGGGGCGCUGCAUGGGGUCGACGUUAUUUCAGCUGUUUCCUUACAGCUAGCUUUGGCGUCAUCUGCGUUGUCUUUCCCUUUGCUGCUUUCCAGUAUUAUGGCUAUCGCACGUUCUGUACACCCUCUAUGCAACUGGAGCAAGUUUCCCCAACACUCCUUGAUCUGGCCCAAACUAAAGGAUACAGGGUCCCAGAUGCUAGAGGGCCCUUGCCGAUGUGGUGCUCAUCGCAUCUCCCUUUGCUUUACUCUUACAUCCAAGAUGUUUACUGGGACGUGGGAUUCCUGCGAUACUUUCAGCUGAAGCAGGUACCCAACUUCUUGUUGGCGUUACCUGUGGCUGUGCUGGGUGCUGCGGCAACCUGGAGCUAUGCUUCUGCCAAUUGGAGUCUCUGCUUACGGCUGGGGCUCUGGGGGGGUGAGCUAAAGAGGCAAGCAGACACUCCAACCCCUGGAUUCCACAACCCAAAGGUGUUUGUGUACCUCGUCCACUUCACCUUCCUCCUGGGGUUUGGCGUGUUUUGCAUGCAUGUGCAGGUUGUAACCCGGUUUUUAGCAUCCUCUUCUCCUGUGCUCUACUGGUUCUGUGCCCACCUUCUCCUGCGUUACGAACCACUGCUGCAGGACGAUAGACUGUUUGCUGCCAAUGAGGGGCAGCUGGAGCAGAAGUACCAGUGGCCCAGCGUCUCUAGCAUGGCACUGAGGGCUGUACCCUGUAACCCCCUAACCACACUGUUGCUCCAUAGACAGGCUUGGUGCCCACUCACCCGCUGGCUGCUGGGAUACUUUAUCUCCUACUGGCUGCUGGGCUUGUUACUUCACUGUAACUCAUUACCAUGGACCUGAGGACAUGGACUGGGAAGCCUCUCAGGCAGUAUUUCUGCAGUCUAAUGUUCAGAGGAACUGUGUACAGUAUCAUUUUAACACGCUGGAAUUCACACGAGUACAGAAAAAGCCAGUGUGUGAAAUCAGUUGCCUGCUGUAUAAAUAGGGGAGAUGAAAACAGAUUAAGAAUGGAAUUUCCUCAGAAGGAAUGUGUUUCUGCCCUCAUUGUGCCCACAGACUGCAAUUGUGGCGGACAACUUAAUUCGGGCAUGUUUUUACUGUCUUCAAAUGUGCGCUGUAUUUUUAUUAGAAAUCGCACAGUUUGACAAAAUAUCUUUAACACUGCUGUGCUUUUGCUCAUUUACAGAACACGAGUACAUGUAAGUUAACACUGCUAAGUAGUAAAACAAUGCUACACAUGUAGGUUAAUACAGAACAACAUUGGCCAGCAUUAUCCUUUUACCUACCAACUUGGUUCAACCUGUGGCUGGGCACUUAAAUUAUAAUUGUAAUUUCACCUGAAUCACUAAGGUGCUAGUUUGUAUAUGUUUCAGUAUUUUUUCAAGAAACACCAUCAUUAAUAAUUUUUAAAUAAAAAUAUGAAAAAGUAUAAUUUUGUUUUUCAGUGUUCAAUUGUGAGUUAAAAUGUGACCCUCUAUCUAGGAAGGUGCCUGUGGGGAUAAAAAGUGUUUUGCAGUGAGACAUGGCCACAAACAAGGAGCAAAGUAUCUGAAGAAUGUAUACCAGUGUGCAGAAUUUUGAAGACCAUUUAUACACACCUUACUGCCUACUGGUUAAUUAUGUAAGAUGAAAAAGCAAGAUGUCAGAAUCUCAACAGUUCCAUAAUCUGUAUUAGACAAGGCUUUAUUUUUAAACUUGGGCAUUUGCCUUUUCUAAUAAAAUAGUUUUAUCAGGUGUAAUGUAAUUGGCAAAUGUACAGGAACAAA
Scleropages formosus (Asian bonytongue) is the source of this 2545-nucleotide messenger RNA. RefSeq names its product phosphatidylinositol glycan anchor biosynthesis, class V (gene pigv). NCBI's taxonomy places the organism in Eukaryota, Metazoa, Chordata, Actinopteri, Osteoglossiformes, Osteoglossidae. The coding region runs from base 93 to 1619 and encodes 508 amino acids. Gene Ontology annotation, cellular component: mannosyltransferase complex; endoplasmic reticulum membrane. The transcript is spliced from 3 exons. Gene Ontology annotation, biological process: GPI anchor biosynthetic process. The record is from RefSeq and is a predicted model, not a curated record. Gene Ontology annotation, molecular function: alpha-1,6-mannosyltransferase activity; GPI mannosyltransferase activity.